CCUUUCUCUUAGCAGCUCAUCCAUUUCUCUCACAGCCCCCCAAAUAUCCGUCUUUAAGCUAAGAGGGCCAAAAUGACCACUAGAUUCAAGAAGAACCGGAAGAAGCGCGGCCACGUGAGCGCUGGCCAUGGGCGUAUUGGCAAGCAUCGGAAGCAUCCAGGAGGUCGCGGUAACGCCGGUGGCAUGCACCACCACCGGAUCCUUUUUGACAAGUACCAUCCUGGGUAUUUUGGAAAAGUCGGUAUGCGAUAUUUCCACAAGUUGCGUAACAAGUUCUACUGCCCCAUCGUCAACAUCGACAAGCUCUGGUCGUUGAUCCCCCAGGAAGUGAAGGAUAAGGCGAGCAAGGACAAUGUGCCCAUAAUCGAUGUCACUCAGCAUGGCUACUUCAAGGUAUUGGGGAAGGGCGCCCUGCCAGAGAAUAAGCCGAUUGUCGUGAAAGCGAAGCUGGUUUCCAAGAUUGCCGAGAAAAAGAUAAAGGAGAAUGGUGGGGCUGUUGUUCUUACUGCUUAAGCUGUUCUAUUCUGAUCACUUUAGAUAUUAUUUUUCAAGUGUUUACAGUUUGAUGUUAAUGGGUACUUUUUAUGGUUGAUGAUGAUACUUUUUGGUUUAAAUGGAUAUGAAUCACUUUCCCAGAGCUUA
Molecule: messenger RNA, 642 nt
Organism: Manihot esculenta (cassava)
Lineage: Eukaryota; Viridiplantae; Streptophyta; Magnoliopsida; Malpighiales; Euphorbiaceae
Product: 60S ribosomal protein L27a-3
Exons: 1
Coding region: 73-513 (146 amino acids)
Biological process (GO): translation
Cellular component (GO): cytosolic large ribosomal subunit; ribosome
Molecular function (GO): structural constituent of ribosome
Source: RefSeq, a predicted model, not a curated record